Molecule: messenger RNA, 2467 nt
Organism: Papilio machaon (common yellow swallowtail)
Lineage: Eukaryota; Metazoa; Arthropoda; Insecta; Lepidoptera; Papilionidae
Product: DENN domain-containing protein 1A
Exons: 14
Coding region: 179-2467 (762 amino acids)
Biological process (GO): endocytic recycling; endocytosis
Cellular component (GO): cytosol; intracellular membrane-bounded organelle
Molecular function (GO): phosphatidylinositol phosphate binding; guanyl-nucleotide exchange factor activity
Source: RefSeq, a predicted model, not a curated record
CGCCAACCGCCACUGUUUUAUUAAAAUUAAGUGAUUUAUAAGUCUGACUCAACAAUUACUUCGUCAUUGAGUAUUUGGAAUUAAAAUUUAUAAAAAUAUGGUCACAACGAUAUAAUGAUUUUGUGUAUAUAGUGCUGUAUCAAAAUAUAAGAGUUACUUGAAAAUCUCCACGUUCAUCAUGGGUUCCCGAUUAAGAGAUACUGUACAAGUUCUGUUUGAACUUUUCUGUGAAGUGUCACCUGGUGAUAACGUGAAGGAGCCUUAUAUACUGAGAAAAUAUCCUGAAACAUAUGGCAAAGAUGAGGAAUUAAAAAAUAUCCCAAAGUUCACUUUUCCGUGCAAAAUCGAUAAUACAUACAUUCAACACUAUUCAUUUGUGUUGACAUCUGUUGAUUCAAAGUACACAUUUUGUUUUUGCCGAUACGACCCCAAAGUGAAUACAGCGCUAGUGCUUCUUUCAUAUUUACCAUGGCAUGACAUAUUUUACAAGUUAUUAGACAGUAUCGCACAGUUAUUGAAUGGUCCAGAAAGGGAUGGGCUGACUUCAUUUCUAGAAGCAUGUCGCGCACACCCACCUAUGUCCGGGCAUACACUUAAAGUUAUUUAUAAUACCGGUCAGAGUAUGUUCACUUAUCAGACCCCAGAUAACAGACUUCCCAGUAUACCUGAAGAUAGUAAUCUCACGGAGUACUUCAGUGCUGUGGACGUAAAAUGUAUGGCUGGAUUAUGGGCGGCUUUGCUGCAGGAACGCAGGAUAGCAAUAGUCGGGUCAAAGAUAUCUCGUCUAUCUGCGUGCGUGCAGGCAGCUAAUGCGACAUUAUUCCCGAUGUCAUGGCAACAUAUUUUCAUACCCAUACUACCCAAGCAUCUUGUAGAUUACCUGUUGGCACCAAUGCCGUUUCUCAUUGGAGUUCCUAGACCUGUUAUGGAGAUUGUAAGAAUGUCGGAGAUAGGUGAUGUAGUUAUAUUAGAUAUAGAUAAAAAUGAAUUAAGAUCUCCAUUUAAUGAUUUAGAAAGUCUUCCGCCUGAUAUGGUGUCAAAUCUAAUAAAAGCUUUAAGUAAUAGAAAUGAUUUAAUUUUAGGCGACGCUGUAUCAAGAGCGUUUUUAAGAGCUCUAGUAUGUCUCAUAGGUGGCUACAGAGAUGCUGUUCGGAUUGAAAAAGGACAACUAAUAACAUUCAAUCCAGAAGCUUUUGUUAAAACGAGAAAAAAUAUGCAACCAUUUUUGAAGAAAGUGUUACAAUCUCAAAUAUUUCAACAGUUCAUCGACGAAAGAUUAGAUCUUCUCAACUCUGGGCGCGGUUUUAGCGAUGAAUUUGAAAUUGAAUGCAACAAUUACGCUGAAGAGUUAAGUACAGGCAGUGGACAGAAAAUAAAAAGACAAUAUCGAGAUUGGGCGAAAAGUGUGAAGAAAGAAGGUGGUGCUUUCUUCAAGAAUGUCCGGGAUAAGGCGAAUCCCGCAGUAAAAUCGGCUGUUAAAUCGGUUCGACAAGGAGGCAAGAAUGUUAAAUCAGCUAUGAAAGGACUCACAAACAGAAUACCGAAGAGUGGCUCUCGAUCAUCAUCGAGAAAUACAACAGAUGAGAAUAGAUUUUCGUGUGGUUCAGCGUCUCCUGACUCUUCAGGGUCAUCAGGAUCUCUGCCAGUUAGCGACAUGCCUCUGGGUGCAAGUCCGUCGCUGGACGUGCCACCUCCCAAAGAUCCACCGCCCGCCCUCCCUCUGGAUCUGUUAAACGAAAUGGAAUUCCUCUUCUCAACGAACUCUGAAAGCAGUACUGAUAUAACUCUGCGCAACAAAGCGAAACCACUGGCACCACCACGCCUCCCUCCUCGGUUAUUGGAACGUCCUAAACCUUCCGUUCGUUAUCCUAUUAUAUCGACACAAAAACUAGUCGAUUUGUCUGACGCUCCUCUACUACCGCCGAGGGCAACGCCGGGGCCCUCUACGACUCACUUCAUAUCUAAUAUUACCAAAAGUGAUGAGAAGUCGACUGAUUUCCACACGAGCACUAUAAGUUUCAGCGAGGGCAAAGACAAAGCUAAACUAAAACUGAGCACCUCUAAUCAAAGAAAGCCCGUUCCAAACUCACCUUGCAAUGGUAACGCCUUAAAGCUACCGCCCCCUAUUAAUAAUAGGCAGAGUAAAGACGGUGCAAGCAGCACAUUCCACGUAGCCACUCCCGUUGCUCGACCUUCGCCCAUCUACGAAGGAAGAAGCAAAGAGCCGUGCUCGUCAGAAUCGGAUCUGAUUAACCUGGACGGUUUACCUUCAGAUAUAAAAGAAUUUGAUCCAUUACAAAGCGAUACUACAGAUAAGUUUGAACAAGCCAAAACGUCCACGGACAGUGCCCUUUUGCAUGAGUACGGCUUAGAUUUUAGUCAAUUCCAGUUUACGGACUUUAACAGCUCAAGCGGCGGGUCGCAGGCGGGCUCCAGUGUCCCCAAGGGGUGGACUACAUUUAAUUAG